UCCAUUUCCAAUACUGCUUAAUUUUCCAACCCCCACGCUCCCAGAGACCAGACCAGACCAGACCACAUACCUUAUCCCAACUACUUUCCCAAAGGUCCAAUACCAGCUCCAAGCCCAUUCUCUUACCCCCCCCCCCCCCUUUCCAUCUCUCUCCUCUCCUCUCCUCUCCUCUCCGGUCGCGUAGAACAGAUCCAGUGCAGUUGCAGAGAGCCGGAGCUCGGUGUCUGGGCUCUACGCACGCGCCACGGAUCUCGUCGCCUGCAAGAAGUAGAUUGGGAUUUUGGAACUAGAGGAGCUGAACUGAGUCAACAAAAAACCCUUUGUUGGACCAUUCUACCAAGACCCUUCAUCAAAUCUUUGCUGUGAAAUGCUUUCGUGGGCUUCCGCCAAAAAGGUUUGAACCUUCUAGGGAUUGUUCGGUAAAAUUAAGUGUUGUUCUGAAGACUAAAUUCAAAUCUGAUUUUGUGAAUCAUUUAUGAAUUGAGCUUGAACCAAUCAUUGAAUCUAAAAUUUGAAUUAUUUUAAAAGUUUAGUAUCUAAAAUCUAAUAUGUGUUGUUCACUUAGGAGCAUAAAUAUUUGAUAAAAUUAAUAAGCAAUCACAUAAAUUAAAGGUUUUAAUUUGACAAAAAGUAAUAUUUUCUUGUCAAAUAAUUAUAAACAAAAAUAACCUAAUUUAUUUUUUGACAAAAGAAAAAAAUUGUUAUUUUAAUUACUUGGGUGAUGAAUUUUUUGUCAUUUUCAUUUUAUGUAAGGGAUAAAAUUGGAAAAGAGACUGCUGCGUCCAAAUCAAAUAUGUUCCCAAUCUAAUUCUGUCAAAGGAAUUUUAAGAAAAUUCAGAGUUGACACCAAAAAUUCUAAUAUCUAACCGGAUCAUUUAUUCAAUGAAUCAAUUCACCCCCACCCCCCACUGAAGGGUCUGAUUCUUUUAGUGCCCAUAAGCUAAGAUUUGCGUUACAGUUGAAAUGGUCGACCAUUCCUGUCUUGUUCAAAGCUAUGCUCUAAGAAUAUGGAUGUGGAAACAUGCUGAACACAGCAAGUGGUUUGUGUCGUUGCUAAGUUCUUUGUUGAUUUAUUUGUUCAAUUUUCCUUAAAUUUCACUGGAUGCAUUUGCCAAGUGAUAGUGAGUUAUUAUCCUAUUUUGGUAAAACAGCAUUCUUGAAUCAUUAUUCAUAAAUGGUAAGCCUGGUCUUUACUGUAAAUUUUGAUUGGAAGUUAGAUGAAUUGACGUAUACGUUUUAUUGGAGUUUUAAAUGGUAGAAGUGUGUGGCUCUAAAAUUAAAUGUUUUCUGUUGUUUCAAGAUCAUAAGUCUCCCUAUUGUUUGCACUUUUCAGCCUGAACGAGGAAUUAGACAUUAUAAGUAAAACUGAAGCUGACACAAGUUGGUUGUGACUUAAUCAUUCACCAACCAACCAAUCAAGAUAACUCUUUUGCACCCGUGAAAUGAGGUAUUUACAGGGUAAUUUUUCUUUUCUUGGAUCUAUCUUUUACUAUCAAAUGUAAAUCUUUUGCAUCAAUUAAUAAUUGGUUAUUGCAUGCUCCUUUUAUGGGGGAUGCAAGUAAUCCAGCGAUUACAUUUUGUACCCUUGCACUCUCUGUUAUGCGAAGCUGUUCAAAACAGAGGCCAGUCACACACUCUCCAAUCUAUCUCAGCUUACAGUUGUGAUGAUGCAUGCUGCAUCCAUAAUGAAAUGGGUGUGGGGGGCAGGCUGCACAAAUUUUCCGCUAUCCAACAGUGCUUUUCACUGAUAUUUUAUUAAUUUCCACUUCUAUUUUUAUCUCUCAUUGUUCAUUAUAUUUUAUUAAAUCGCUGUUUUGCGAGCCAUUUAAGCAAUGAUGUGUUACUGCAUUAAUAGUAAUGAAAUAUCAUCGACACUUGGAAGAAACUAUAUUUUAUUUUCUGUAUUAGUUUUGCUCCCUUCAAUUCCAUGGCAACAUAUUUUAGGGUUAAAAAUUCAUCCAUCUUGAACCUUGUUGUAUCUUGGACUAUUCAUUAUUCAUUUUUGCCUGAUUCUCAGUGUGUAUUUGAAUAUUCUUCACGCAGAUGCUGUUUUUUGUUUUUAAUUUCCCCUUCAAAUUUUCUUCUACUGCCUAACACAGGAAGUCACUUCUCUACAAUAGAUGGCGACUCCUAGUGAAAACAAUCAGCUGGCAAUUGCAGAAAUACAACCUUCUAACAAGCGCAGGAAAAAGAAGUCCAUAGUCUGGGAGCACUUCACUAUUGAGACUGUGGGGGCUGGAUGUAGAAGGGCAUGUUGUAAGCAGUGUAAGCAAUCAUUUGCGUAUAGUACUGGCUCUAAAGUAGCAGGUACCAGUCACCUCAAACGGCAUAUUGCCAAGGGAACCUGCCCAAUGAACCUGCGUAACCAGGAGAAGAAUCAGUUAGCCCCAUAUUCUGCCCCUUCUAAGAUGGUUGGAACUGCUUCUGAUCCACCUAAAAGACGCUACAGAACCUCUAGCUCACCUGCUGUUUUGUUUGACCCGGACCGUUGCCGCCAUGAGAUUGCUAAGAUGAUCAUCAUGCACGACUAUCCACUUCACAUGGUUGAACAUCCUGGCUUUGUAGCCUUUGUCCAGAGUCUUCAACCCCGGUUCGAAAUGGUUAGUUUUAACACAGUGCAAGGAGAUUGUGUGGCCACUUACCUUAGGGAAAAGCAAAGCCUCUCGAAGGCUCUUGAGGGGAUACCUGGAAGAAUCGGCCUUGCGCUUGAUUUUUGGACUUCGAGUCAAACUGUAGGAUAUGUGUUUCUAACUGGACACUUUAUUGAUAAUGAUUGGAAGUUGCAGAGGCGGAUUCUUAAUGUUGUAAUGGAACCAUAUGCUGAUUCAGAGGCUGCCUUUAGCCAUGCUGUUGCUGUUUGCCUUUCUGAUUGGAAUUUAGAGAACAAAUUAUUUUCUCUUACUAUAAAUCAGUCCAUGGGGGGAGUUGGCAUUGGCAGUCUUAGGGCUCAACUCUCUAUCAAAAACCCACUUAUACUCAAUGGUCAGUUUUUAAUUGAGAAUUGCAUUGCACGUACUCUGAGCAGCAUGGCACAAGAUAUAUUAACAGCAGGGCGAGUCACCAUCAGGAAAAUCCGUGAUAGUGUAAAAUAUGUUAAGACAUCAGAAUCUCACGAGGAAAAAUUUCUUGAGCUCAAGCAACAACUUCAAGUCCCUAGUGUAAAGAACUUAUCUCUCGACAACCAAAUGCAAUGGAACACCACGUAUCAAAUGCUGAUGGCUGCUUCUGAACUGAAAGAAGUAUUUUCGUGUUUGGAUACUUCAGAUCCCGAUUACAAAGAUGCCCCAAGUAUGGAAGACUGGAAAUUGGUGGAGACUCUGUGUGUGUACUUGAAACUUCUAUUUGAUGCAGCUAACAUAUUAGCCACGACAUCUAACCCAACUGCAAACAUAUUUUUCCAUGAAGUGUGGAAGAUACAGUCAGAACUGGCCCGAGCAGCCACAAGUGAGGAGUCCUUCGUCAGCGACCUCGCGAAGCAAAUGAUGGAAAAAUUUGAUAAAUAUUGGAAAGAUUGUAGCAUGGUUUUGGCCAUUGCAGUCAUUAUGGAUCCAAGAUUCAAAAUGAAGCUUGUUGAAUUCAGUUUUACAAAAAUCUAUGGUGAAGAUGCUGCCACAAACAUCAAGAUUGUUGAUGAUGGGAUUCAUGAGCUGUUUCUCGAGUAUGUAGCACUUCCUUUGCCUUUAACGCCAACAUAUGCAGAAGAAGGAACUACAGAAAAUGCCAAGGCAGAGGAAUCUCCAGGAGGAGCCCUCCUGGCUAACAAUGGACUGUCAGAUUUUGAUGUCUAUAUCAUGGAAACAAGUAACCAACAAAUGAAGUCAGAGUUGGAUCAGUACUUGGAAGAGUCUCUGUUGCCUCGAGUCCAAGAAUUCGACAUAUUAGGCUGGUGGAAACUAAACAAACUCAAGUACCCAACUCUUUCCCAGAUGGCUCGUGAUAUUUUAUCAGUCUCGGUGUCGACCGUUCCUCCUCACUCUGUAUUUGAUACUGUGAGCAAGGAGAUGGAUCAAUACCGAUGUUCCUUACGACCUGAGACACUCGAAGCUCUUAUAUGUGCUAAGGAUUGGCUUCAGCACAGUCCAUCAGAAAUUGCAAAUGCAGUUGUGAAAAUGGAAUUUUUUUAGGCUUUGGUUUUCCUGCCCUUUUUUGUUCACAUUUUGUUUUAUGAAGUAGGUUGCUUAUGACACACUUAGUCCCUAAAUAUCUCUUUUUCCUUUACUACCAUGAGCUGUUUCUAGGUGGAGGAAUUAUUAUGUAACAUUCAAAAGUAUUGCUUGGACGAUUGGAAUCAAUGACUGAAAUAGAUUUUAGCUAAUUGUAACCAUUCUGAAUAA
Molecule: messenger RNA, 4334 nt
Organism: Malania oleifera
Lineage: Eukaryota; Viridiplantae; Streptophyta; Magnoliopsida; Santalales; Ximeniaceae
Product: zinc finger BED domain-containing protein DAYSLEEPER-like
Exons: 2
Coding region: 2121-4124 (667 amino acids)
Molecular function (GO): DNA binding; protein dimerization activity
Source: RefSeq, a predicted model, not a curated record